Messenger RNA from Rhopilema esculentum, 2416 nucleotides. RefSeq names its product solute carrier family 49 member 4. The record is from RefSeq and is a predicted model, not a curated record. Lineage: Eukaryota; Metazoa; Cnidaria; Scyphozoa; Rhizostomeae; Rhizostomatidae. Gene Ontology annotation, biological process: transmembrane transport. Gene Ontology annotation, molecular function: transmembrane transporter activity. Gene Ontology annotation, cellular component: intracellular membrane-bounded organelle; membrane.
CACUAACGAUGACUAAAGAAAGAGAGAAAGAGGAAGUUUAUCCACUGAGGUUAUCAGAAAAUUUGAAAGGCUUCGACCGUGCUUGUAUCUGCCUUGACCACCGUGACAUGCAAUUGUAAUUCAUGAGAUGAUUUGAAUUUAAAGAAUAAAGUACCUCGCACGAAGCCUCCGAGUUGCACUUUUGAUUGAAAGGAUACCUUUGAUUAUAACAAUUUGGAGUAUAACUGCUUUAGGCCACGCUGUUCAUAAGCUCAUGUGACUGUCACAACAUCUAGUCGGCGUUGCGAAAGGAGCGAGUGGUCGGCAUUCCACUUUAUUCAAGAAAGCGUUGCAAGAAGUCCUGUUUGUUUAACCUACUGACAUUAUGUACAACAGAGAAGACGAACCACUUUUGAGCAGUUUACCGCCGAUAGGGGUUCGACAAGACCAGGCCUAUGGUUCGCAGUCGUGUUCAAGCCCACAUCCACCUACAAGGACAUACUGGUACAGGUGGUAUAUCCUAGGUUUAUUUUCUUUGGUAGGAGCACUGGAGAAUAUUACAUGGAACACAUGGGGUCCAAUAGAAGCUAGUGCAAGGUUUACAUACGGGUGGAGCAAAGGAACAGUGUCGCUUCUUGCUGACUGGGGAGCCAUUACAUUUGUAUUGUGCGUGUUUCCAUCUGCUUGGCUGCUAGAUGUGAAAGGACUUCGCAUCUCGGUUCUUCUGUGCACUGGCUGCAUUGCUAUUGGUUCAGUCUUACGUAUUUUAUCAAGUGAAGCAGAUGUUGCUACACCACUGAUUCAUAUGGGACAGUUUGUUAUAGGUUUGGGAGGGCCCAUCGGCCAGUCUUCUGCUACUGUUAUUUCAAGUACAUGGUUUCCAGCACACCAGAGAACACUUGCAACUGCAGUGGCAUCAUUGGCUUCAUAUGUUGGGACAGCUAUUAGUUUUGUAAUUGGCCCAGCGUUUGUAACAGAUGUUGAGACACUAAAGGUGAAUUUAAUCAACCCUUCAAAUAAUAGUCACAUGGUUACAAGAAUUUCGAAGGAAAUAAUGAAUCUACUUAUUUUGGAAUUCGGAAUUGCAUGCCUGCUGUUCCUAUUGGUUUUAUUCACAUUUCCUGCAAAGCCAAAAUUGCCACCGAGCACAACAGCUGCAUUAGAGAGAUUAGAUUUUAACAAAGGACUGAAACAGUUACUAAAGAAUCCACAAUUUCAGUUAAUAGCUUUUCUGUAUGGCAUCACAACUGGUGUUUACAGUGCCUGGUGCUCAGACCUUGCAUUAAAUCUAUCAGCAUAUAACAUUGAUAAUGAUGAAGCAAGUUGGUUUGGUUUCUGGGCAGUUGUGGCAGGUGCCAUGUCUGGAAUUAUUCUAUCCCUCAUAGCUGAUUGGUUUGGUGGUUUUAUGAAGAAGAUCCUGCUUUGUCUCUUCAUAUUUGCCUCAAUUGGUUUUACAAUAUUCUCACUAAUGUGCGUAAAAGUGAUUCCACCAACCCUGCCUGUUUUGUAUCUAACAUCCAUAGUUGGAGGACUAUGUCUGAAUGGUGCCAUACCACUGUUUUUUGAGCUGUCAGUUGAGGCUAGCUAUCCAGUUGCUGAAGGAAUCAACACUGGUUUUAUGACCUUUUCAAACAAUGUCUACUGCCUUAUAUUUCUUUCUUUACCAAUGAUACCUAGUGUUGACACCAAAUGGAUGAACUGGACACUAGUGGGAAGCUGUGUUAUUUGCAUCCCCAUGAUGCUGUUCUUCAAAGAGCGCCACAGAAGACUUGAAGUAGAUGUAGGGACAAGAAAUAAUACCGCUCAUAUCAACUGAUUUAGGAAACACUAGCAUAUCUUUGCAUUUGUAACAGUGCCUAUUUAAAGAGCAACCAAUUCUAGGAACCGCAAAUAAUGAAAUUCAUCAUAAGAACUUUUUCCUAAAGAUCUACUUUUUGGGCAUGAAAGAUAUCAAUUUUAAUAGUUUUCCAUCAUCAAAACCUAGUGAGUAAUUAAUAUAUGUCAGUGUUUUCAAUUCAUAUUUUGUUAAUAAAAGAAGGAUAGUAGGUUAUGGCUAUAUAUGGUGUCAAAAUUUGUAUCCUCAAUCGUUGCACAGAUUCUUUAUUGAUAUAACUAAAAAUGACUUAAAAUACUUGCAAAUUGUAACAUUUUGAAUAUUAAAAGCCAGAUAGUUUUUUAUGCUUCUUGAAAGUAGGGCAUAGCUUACACAUAUCUCUCGAAACAGGUGAAAAGUUUUAAUAUGGUUUAUCAUGCAAAACAACCUUACCAGAAUUACAAAGGAUAUAUUAAUGGAUCCAUGGAAUUAAAAAAAGGCUGCAGCCCCUCAGGCUGCAUUUGUCUGGGUUUGAGAACAUUCUUUAUGUUGUUUUGAUAUUGUUGAAAUCUUUCAAGAAAAAAAUCAAGGUUUGUAAUUUAAGAAACAGAUUCUUGUUCAGAA